AUGUUGGCUAAUUGCGGUAUGAUCGACUUCCCUUACAAAGGGAACUUCCUGUCAUGGGUUGGUAAAAGAAGGAACCGCAAGAGGGUUCGCUGUCCUUUAGAUCGUGCGGUUAGUAACGAGGAUUGGCAUCAAAACUUUUCUCACACCUCUGUGGAGUAUCUUAAGCUAUGGGGAUCAGAUCAUCGGCCGGGUUUCAAAAAUAUAGUCAAGGCGGGAUGGGGAGAAUUGACUAUCGAGGGACCAGGGGAUGUACACUCGAAGAUUGUGGCUUGUAGAAAGGCAAUAUCCUUGUCGAAAAGAGAGAAUCCAGGAAAUGCACAGCAAAAUAUAAAAUCGAUUAAGGAGAAACUGGAUCAAGCACAGAAUAAUGACUCUAUGAUCCUAGAGGAAGAACUAGAGUUGAAAUGGCAACUUUGUGCAGCAUUUCGGGAGGAAGAGCUUUAUUGGAAACAGAAGAGUAGGGUCACUUGGUUAAAGGAAGGAGAUAGGAACACUAAGUUUUUUCACGCUACUACGAAACAAAGAAGAGCCCGGAAUCGAAUUUGCAGUAUAAUGAACAAAGAUGGAGCUUUGGUAGAGAUGGAGGAUGGUAUCGAGUACGUGGCGACUCAAUAUUUCCAGGAUUUGUUUUUUGCAUCAAGUAUCUCGGGGGUGGAAGAGGUUCUAAGGCCUGUCAAGACUAAAGUCACACUUGAAGUGAAUGAUUCCUUGACCCGUCCUCCAUCGAAUGGAGAGAUCAAAAAGCUGUUUUUAGCAUAA
Messenger RNA from Camelina sativa (false flax), 759 nucleotides. The record is from RefSeq and is a predicted model, not a curated record. Lineage: Eukaryota; Viridiplantae; Streptophyta; Magnoliopsida; Brassicales; Brassicaceae.